Messenger RNA from Eutrema salsugineum, 3088 nucleotides. Its product is annotated as extra-large guanine nucleotide-binding protein 1. Lineage: Eukaryota; Viridiplantae; Streptophyta; Magnoliopsida; Brassicales; Brassicaceae. The transcript has 8 exons. The record is from RefSeq and is a predicted model, not a curated record. Gene Ontology annotation, biological process: G protein-coupled receptor signaling pathway. Bases 211 to 2922 code for a protein of 903 amino acids. Gene Ontology annotation, molecular function: GTPase activity; G-protein beta/gamma-subunit complex binding; guanyl nucleotide binding.
UCCUCCCACUUGCUUUCUGAUUUUUUUUGAGCUCAAAGAAGAAGAACCCUAAAAAAUUUCAUCGAUGUGAUUUGAUUCUUCUUUGAUUUUUUGUGUGUGUUUUUCAAUUUUCAGCUGUAAAAUCGUGUUGUUCUUGUUGGUGUUUCUGUUCACUGUAUCAGUGUUUUUUGCUUACUUCUGAAGCAAAAGUUAGGGUUUGGUGAAGAAAAAAUGCCAUUGAAGACGAAGAAACCAGAUUCGAUCCGAGAAGAUGAGUGUUUAUUCGCCGUUGAAUACGACGGUCCACCGUUAUCUUACGACAUCCCUCGUGCUGUCCCGAUUAAUAUGGAGAGAAUCCCCGUCGCCGCCGUGGUUUCUCCGGUAUGUAUCUCCGAUAACAUGUCGUUUCCUGUGAUUCAACCGAUUCUGGCCGUGGAUAGAAAGUUUUCGAGAGAGAUGGUGGUUGUUCCUUCUUCGGUUUCUCCGACCUCUGUGAUUGGCAAUUGCGGAGUAUCCAGUGACAUUGAAUUGGGAGUCUCCGAUUCCACCACCGUUUCGCCUACUUCCGUCAUCGUUUUCGAGGAGCAGACGGAGGAAGAAGGCGGCUCGAACUGUGAGUUGUCCGGCGAGUUGGUUAAUCAUCAGGAAUCGAGAACGCUAGAUUUCUGUGAUAGUUUUGAGCAGUCUAGGGUUAGUUCAGUGAGGUCAAAGGAAGAGAAAGAGAGCUUUGAUUUGGAUUUGAAUGAAUCUUCUAAUGAAUCAGUUCUGAGUAUGGAUUAUCCAUCUUCAAGAGUUACUGGGGAUUGCGUCAGUGAAACACAUGGAGAUGGUAAGAAGCAACAAGUUGUUACUUUCUUGGGUAUUGCCUCUGAUGAUGGCUUUGAGGAAGAGGAUUGUAACCAGAAGCGUGUCCGGGUUGUGCCGGUUAAGAAACAGCCUCAGACCAAAGGGAAAAAAGGUUCUUGUUACAGGUGUUUCAAAGGAAGCCGGUUUACGGAGAAGGAAGUUUGUCUUGUUUGUGAUGCCAAGUAUUGUAGCAGCUGUGUGCUUCGUGCUAUGGGUUCUAUGCCUGAAGGAAGGAAGUGUGUUACUUGCAUUGGUUGUCCGAUAGACGAAUCGAAGCGAGGGAAUUUAGGGAAAUGCUCUAGGAUGCUUAAGAGGCUGCUCAAUGAUUUGGAGGUGAAACAGAUUAUGAAGACUGAGAAGUUUUGUGAGGCUAAUCAAUUACCGGCUGAGUAUGUGUACGUGAAUGGGCAACCUCUCUACCAUGAAGAGCUGGUUACACUUCAGACUUGCGCUAAUCCUCCAAAGAAGCUUAAACCAGGGGAUUAUUGGUAUGAUAAAGUGUCUGGACUUUGGGGAAAGGAGGGAGAGAAGCCCUAUCAGAUAAUUAGUCCCCAUCUGAACGUUGGAGGUCCUAUUAGUCCAGAAGCUAGCAACGGAAACACUCAAGUUUUCAUAAACGGACGCGAGAUUACAAAAGUGGAGCUACGAAUGCUGCAGUUAGCAGGAGUUCAGUGUGCAGGUAACCCCCAUUUUUGGGUGAACGAGGAUGGAUCGUAUCAAGAAGAAGGACAGAAGAAUACCAAGGGAUACAUAUGGGGCAAGGCUGGGACCAAGUUACUUUGUGCUGUAUUGUCACUUCCUGUUCCAUCCAAAUCAACUGCGAAUGCUUCUGGGGAACAACUCUACAGUGCGAAUAGCAGAAGCAUUUUGGACCAUCUUGAGCAUAGGACUUUGCAAAAGAUUCUGUUGGUUGGAAGCAGAGGUUCUGGAACUAGCACAAUAUUCAAGCAGGCAAAGAUCCUUUACAAGGACAUACCAUUCUUGGAGGAUGAGCGAGAAAAUAUAAAGGUGAUUAUCCAGACCAAUGUGUAUGGUUAUCUCGGUAUGCUUCUUGAGGGCCGGGAGCGGUUUGAAGAAGAGGCUCUUGGUGUCAUGAACGCAAAGCAGUUCGAAAAUAGUCCUGGAGAUGAAGGAGAUUCUAAAAGCAACAUCAAAACCUUGUACUCCAUUGGCCCAAGGCUUAAAGCAUUUUCUGAUUGGCUAUUAAAGACUAUGGCUGCUGGAAACCUCGGGGUCAUUUUCCCCGCUGCUACUCGCGAGUACGCCCCACUGGUUGAAGAGUUAUGGAAAGAUGCAGCGAUCCAAGCUACAUACAAGCGAAGAAGUGAACUAGGACUCCUUCCCAGUGUCGCUAGUUACUUCCUGGAACGGGCUAUCGACGUAUUGACACCAGACUACGAGCCAUCGGAUUUGGAUAUAUUAUAUGCAGAGGGAGUUACUUCGUCCAGUGGUCUAGCUUGUCUUGAUUUUUCAUUUCCACAGACUGCAGCUGAAGAGAAUAUUGAUCCUUCCGAUCACCUUGAUUCUUUGCUUAGGUACCAGUUAAUAAGAGUACCCUCGAGAGGCCUCGGAGAAAACUGCAAAUGGAUAGAUAUGUUUGAAGACGUUGGGAUGGUUGUGUUUGUUGUUUCAAUGAGCGACUACGACCAGGUUUCAGAAGACGGAACCAACAAGAUGUUACUCACCAAGAAACUCUUUGAAAGUAUUAUCACUCACCCAAUCUUUGAGCAUAUGGACUUCCUCUUGAUACUCAACAAGUACGAUCUCUUGGAAGAAAAAGUCGAACGUGUUCCUUUGACACGCUGCGAGUGGUUCCAAGACUUCAAUCCCGUGGUCAGUCGUCACCGUUCAAAUAACGGUAACCCUACUUUGGGUCAGCUCGCGUUCCAUUACAUGGCGGUUAAGUUCAAGCGGUUUUACUCUUCCUUGACUGGGAAAAAGCUGUUUGUUUCUUCGAGCAAGAGUUUGGAUCCGAACAGCGUUGAUUCUUCGCUCAAGUUAGCUAUGGAGAUUCUGAAAUGGAGCGAGGAGAGAGCGAACAUUUGCUUGAGUGAUUACUCUAUGUACAGCACUGAGCCAAGUUCCUUCUCAAAUUAAUGUAUUCUCACAUUCAUGAAGAACAAAGGAAAAGAGAAAAAACAGAGUCUAAUGUAAAUGGUAACUACUUUCUUGUGUAUAGAUUACCUACCACGUAGAUUAUAACAAGUAUGAAUUUACAGACCGAUCUCUUUGUAAAACAAUUACAAUUUAACUGAUUCUUCUU